This is a messenger RNA of Nicotiana attenuata, 486 nucleotides long. RefSeq lists its product as uncharacterized. The coding region runs from base 1 to 486 and encodes 161 amino acids. NCBI's taxonomy places the organism in Eukaryota, Viridiplantae, Streptophyta, Magnoliopsida, Solanales, Solanaceae. The transcript has a single exon. The record is from RefSeq and is a predicted model, not a curated record.
AUGGGCGAUCUCACAGUCUUCCUUGGGCUACAAAUUCAACAAACCGAAGAAGGAACCUUUGUUUGUCAGACUAAAUAUACAAAGGAACUGAUACCAAAAUUUGGCAUGAGCAAUGCAAGAUUAAUUGGUACUCCUAUGAGCCCUGCUACAAAUUUAGACAAAGAUGAACAGGGUACUCCAAUUGAUGAAACCAGAUACAGAGGAAUGAUUGGAUCACUACUAUAUCUGACAGCAAGUCGACCGGAUAUUAUGUUCAGCGUGUGUAAAUGUGCCAAGUUGCAGUCGGCUCCCAAGGAGUCACAUCUGACUGCUGUAAAAAGAAUCAUUCGAUAUCUAAUUGGCACAGUAUCUCAUGGAUUAUGGUAUCCUCGUUCUAACUUAUUUAAAUUAGAAGGUUUUUCUGAUGCUGAUCUAGCAAGUGAUAAAGAAGAUAGAAAAAGCACAAGUGGCACUUGUCAACUACUAGGAAAGACUUUAAUAUCCUAG